AUGACAAACAGCUCAGACACUAUACCGGAUCGGUUGUCGCCCGGGUCACCAAGGACCGCGCCUUCCGCUGUUGUGCACCAGAACGGAGGUGAAAAGUAUACUACUGAUGCACAGAAGAUCCGUGCCAGAAACAACAUCUCCAUUGGCACAUGGAACGUACGGACACUGAGAACAGCCGGAAAACUAGAAGAGCUUACGUACGAGAUGAACAGAUAUCAAUGGGCCGUACUUGGACUUUGCGAAGUAUGGUGGAAGAAAUUCGGGGAGAUCACGAAACAAGAAGGCCACAAGUUGUACUUCAAUGGAGAAGAGGACACGCAUAUGAAUGGCGUUGGAGUUUUUAUUCACAAAGACAUCGUGAAUACGGUCAUGGGCUGCCGCCCUAUUUCUAGCCGGCUUAUUACCAUCCGCUUUAGGGCAGUCCCAUUCAACAUCACUAUCAUUCAGGCAUAUGCUCCGACGUCAGACUAUGAUGAACAGGCUGUGGAGGGCUUCUACGACCAGAUACAAGAAGUGAUAGACCAGACCCCUAAAAAAUACAUCAUCGUUGUACAAGGGGACUGGAAUGCAAAAGUAGAAAAGGAUGUAUACAAGAACUGGAAAGAAACAUGCGGACAACACUGCAACUCAGAGUCAAAUGAAAGAGGUCUAAGGCUCCUGGAAUUUGCCAGCUAUAACAACCUAGUGCUGACAAACACAUUUGGCCAGCUCAAAGCAUCACGGAGAUGGACAUGGCACCGUCCAAGUGGAGAACAUCACAACCAGAUUGACUACAUCAUGGUGAAAAAGCGCUUCCAGUCCAGUGUCAAAAUUGGAAAAACACGAACAUUCCCAGGAGCAGACGUUGGAAUCGACCACGACCUUGUGAUGAUGAACUUUCACCCCCACCUGAAAAGGAUUAAAAAGCACGGAAACACAAGGGUGAAGUUUGAUCUCGAAAAACUAAAGAACCCAGAAGUAGCAGAAGCUUCCAAGCCAUGA
Messenger RNA from Aplysia californica (California sea hare), 981 nucleotides. Its product is annotated as craniofacial development protein 2-like. The transcript has a single exon. Gene Ontology annotation, molecular function: catalytic activity. Gene Ontology annotation, biological process: chromatin remodeling. The record is from RefSeq and is a predicted model, not a curated record. NCBI's taxonomy places the organism in Eukaryota, Metazoa, Mollusca, Gastropoda, Aplysiida, Aplysiidae. Bases 1 to 981 code for a protein of 326 amino acids. Gene Ontology annotation, cellular component: nucleus.